ACGCCAUCGUGCCGGCAACCCACACAAAAGAAAGUCAAGCCCGCUUAAUUGCGGACUAUAAAGAUUGAAUGAGAUAUGUGAUUUAUUUGUGUCGGUGUUUCAUCAACAAUAUUUACGUCUGCUGCUUACUCGGUUUCAGACGUAGAGUAAUUACUUUUGGUUUUCGAGUGCGGAUUGCUUUGUGAGAAUUAUUGUCAUGAUGGGGGAGAUAGAGAGCGAGAAAGAUCAGGCGGGGGUCGUCUCCCGGAGUCCUGAUGAUGCCUCGGUUUCACGGGAGUCGAUUGGCCCUGCCAUCAAUGAGAGAUCUCUGCUGCGAAAGAUAGAUGGCCAUUUACUGCCUCCGGUUGCUAUACUAUACCUUCUCAGUUUCCUAGACCGCAGCAACGUGGGAAAUGCUAGAAUUGAAGGUCUCCUUGACGAUUUGAAAAUGAGCGGGGAUCACUAUCUUAUAGGACUCAGUCUCUAUUUUGUCGGAUAUACUUUAUUUGAGGUUCCAUGCAACGUCGUCUUGAAGCGGACGAGUCCUAGAGUUUGGCUGCCAACUCUGACUAUUGCAUGGGGCGUAGUCUCUACGCUGAUGGGCAUAGUGCAUAACGAGGCGGGCUUUCUAGCAGCUAGAUUCUUCCUCGGCGUAGCAGAGUCAGGCUUGUUCCCCGGUGUGACGUACUACUUCUCUAUGUGGUACAAGAGAAAAGAGCGGCAGUACCGUGUAGCUCUUUUCUUCAGCGCGGCGUCACUGGCCGGUGCUUUUGGCGGCGCCCUUGCCUAUGGAAUUGGAAGACUGAAGGGUACGGUGUGGGAGAAUGGAUGGCAUUGGAUCUUCAUACUUGAGGGUAUAGCGACGGUGGUCGUCGCCGCGAUAGGAUAUAUCUUUAUACACAACUAUCCACAUACAAGUAAAUUCCUCACGGACGACGAACGGAAAUUCGUGCACCAGCGGCUCGCUUCGGACUGCGACGCAACGCACCAGGAAGCUUUCAGCUGGGACGGUGUAAAAGAGGCUCUUAAGGAUCCCAAGUGCUGGCUUUAUGGACUGGGAUUUCACACGAUGAGUCUCCCGCUAUACACGCUGUCUUUAUUCCUGCCAACUAUUAUUAAAGAUCUGGGUUACAAAGCUGCAACCGCACAACUGCUUACUGUGCCCCCAUAUGCCUUUGCGUUUAGCACGACGAUUGCGGUCGCCGUGCUGUCGGAACGCUUGGGCAAGCGGGCUGUGUUCAUUGGGAGCUCGGCUGUUUUCGCCGCCAUCGGAUAUGCCAUCUUGCUCGGUAAUACUGAUCCUGUCGCUCGACCCGGCCUGAGCUACGCCGCCGUAUUCUUCGCUGCAGGUGGUAUCUAUCCCGCGACGGCGCUCGUUCUGUCGUGGCCUACCAUUAACGUAUCGGGCCAGACGAAGCGUGCGACUUCUACCGCCAUGCAGAUCAGCAUCGGCAACCUCGGCGCCGUGUUAGGGACUCAGCUGUACCGGUCUCACGACGGGCCGCGAUUCAUCGUGGGACACUCGUUCGCGCUCGGCUACCUGCUCGCAAAUACCAUCGUCGUGACAAGUCUCGCCUUGCUCUUGAAGAAGGAAAAUGAGCGACGUGCAUCGGUAGCAGAGGAGGUGAAAGAAGUCGGGGAAAUCCCGGACUGGAAGGGCGAUUCUGAUCCUAGAUGGAGAUUCGAGUACUAAUAGGGUUAAUGUCUGACCGACAUUCCCACAGUACCUCGUCUGGGACAGUUCGGGCAAUACAAAGUCUUGCGCAAGUCCCAUUUUUGGGCUAAAUAGAUGUAGAUGAUACAUAUUACUCUUCUGCAUAUCGCAGCCCUCCAUUUACAUAG
Molecule: messenger RNA, 1821 nt
Organism: Xylaria bambusicola
Lineage: Eukaryota; Fungi; Ascomycota; Sordariomycetes; Xylariales; Xylariaceae
Product: major facilitator superfamily domain-containing protein
Exons: 9
Coding region: 197-1672 (491 amino acids)
Biological process (GO): transmembrane transport
Cellular component (GO): membrane
Molecular function (GO): transmembrane transporter activity
Source: RefSeq, a predicted model, not a curated record